AGGGGGGGGGGGGUAAAUGUGAAUAACAUUUUGUCGUACCCCCGACGGCAUUGCCUACCCCAGUUUUGGAAUACCUGCCCAAGCGCCACAUUCACUGUUCUCGUUAUCACCUGCCGCCAUAUUGGAUAAACUACCAGUGGAAGGAGGGAAACUGAAACAUUGCUUCUGUGUCGCUACUUUCGUUGUAGUAUAGUUAAAACCAGGGUUAAAACAGUCGUCCGAAGCUGUGUGUGUAGGACACAUUUAAGUGGUUUAUAAUAUCGGCCAGUUUGAGUCCGAGGCGAGGGGUUUCGUCUUUUGACGUUGUUAGGACUUGUUGUAAAUAUGACUUCCCUAACACAGCGGAGUUCGGGCCUAGUGCAGAGGCGGACCGAGGCCUCUCGUAGCUCUGCCGCGGACAAGGACAGAGGGUCCGGGGAUGAGGACUUCGAGACCCACCGCGGAGAAGAGGAGGAGGACGAUGACAAGGGAGACUCCAAAGAAACUCGACUCACUUUGAUGGAAGAAGUGUUACUCUUGGGAUUGAAGGACCGCGAGGGCUACACGUCGUUCUGGAACGACUGCAUCUCGUCGGGUCUGCGCGGCUGCAUGCUCAUAGAGCUGGCCAUCAGAGGACGACUACAGCUGGAAGCCUGUGGCAUGAGGAGGAAAAGCCUGCUCGCCAGGAAGGUGAUCUGUAAGUCGGAUGCUCCGACGGGAGACGUGCUAUUGGACGAGGCUCUGAAACACGUAAAGGAGACCCAGCCCCCAGAGACGGUGCAGAGCUGGAUUGAGCUGCUCAGCGGUGAGACGUGGAACCCUCUGAAGCUACAUUAUCAGCUGAGGAACGUGAGGGAGCGUCUAGCCAAGAACCUGGUGGAAAAGGGCGUGCUGACCACGGAGAAACAGAACUUCCUCCUCUUCGACAUGACCACUCACCCGCUCACUAACAACAACAUCAAACAACGCCUCGUCAAGAGGGUUCAGGAGGCCGUGUUGGAGAAAUGGGUCAACGACCCGCACCGCAUGGACAAGCGGCUGCUCGCCCUCAUCUUCCUGGCCCACUCGUCUGAUGUCCUGGAGAAUGCAUUUUCCCCCCUGCUGGACGACCAGUAUGACCUGGCCAUGAAGAGAGUACGGCAGCUCUUGGACCUGGAGCCAGAAGGGGAGAGCACUAAGACCAACGCCAAUGAGUUGUUGUGGGCCGUGGUGGCCGCCUUUACCAAGUGACCUGACCUUCCACCUUCAGACACCAGAGGGUGCUGUUGGUUUGACGGUGGGGUAGAGGGAGAGGACAGGACAGUUUUGGGGAGGGACAAAGAGGAGAGGGCUGGUCUGUCUGGCCCAUCAAGGUAGUGACUUGAGGUCACCUCCCUCUGUCUUUCUGAACAGAAUGGUCUGCUCCAGACCUGUCCCACAGCUUUCUGAACAGAAUGGUCUGCUCCAGACCUGUCCCACAGCUUUCUGAACAGAAUGGUCUGCUCCAGACCUGUCCCACAGCUUACUGAACAGAAUGGUCUGCUCCAGACCUGUCCCACAGCUUACUGAACAGAAUGGUCUGCUCCAGACCUGUCCCACAGCUUACUGAACAGAAUGGUCUGCUCCAGACCUGUCCCACAGCUUACUGAACAGAAUGGUCUGCUCCAGACCUGUCCCACAGCUUACUGAACAGAAUGGUCUGUUCCAAACUUGUCCCACAGCUUUCUGAACAGAAUGGUCUGCUCCAGACCUGUCUGAACAGAAUGGUCUGUUCCAGACCUGUCCCACAGCUUUCUGAACAGAAUGGUCUGCUCCAGACCUGUCCCACAGCUUACUGAACAGAAUGGUCUGCUCCAGACCUGUCCCACAGCUUACUGAACAGAAUGGUCUGCUCCAGACCUGUCCCACAGCUUACUGAACAGAAUGGUCUGUUCCAAACUUGUCCCACAGCUUUCUGAACAGAAUGGUCUGCUCCAGACCUGUCUGAACAGAAUGGUCUGUUCCAGACCUGUCCCACAGCUUUCUGAACAGAAUGGUCUGCUCCAGACCUGUCCCACAGCUUACUGAACAGAAUGGUCUGCUCCAGACCUGUCCCACAGCUUACUGAACAGAAUGGUCUGCUCCAGACCUGUCCCACAGCUUACUGAACAGAAUGGUCUGUACCAGACCUGUCCCACAGCUUUCUGAACAGAACAUAUCUCUCUCCCUCUGUCCUUCUCCUUUUCCCUUCAUCAAGCUCUUUCUCUCUGCAAGAUGUCAUUUAAUCACUCACUUUUACAAAUAAAAUGUAAACUCCCUCUGAUGGAGUGACAUGCAAUGUUUUGAAUCCUGGACUGAAAUAUGAAGAUCCAAUCAUCAUCCUCUUCCUCCCUGGACAAAUCUUUCAGAAAUGUCUUCAAAGUAUGUAUGGUAUUCUCUACUGGUAUCUAGCUCUUACUCACUAUAGCCUACCGUGGGAUCCAACAGUAUUGGGAAAGUGACCCAUGUGUUUGUUGUUUUGACUCUGUCCUCCAGCACUUUGGGUUUGAAAUGAUACAAUGACUAUAUGGGGUUAAAGUGCAGACUGUCAGCUUUAAUUUGAGGGUAUUUCAUCCAUAUCGGGUGAAUCGUUUAGAAAGUACAGAAGUUGUUGUACAUUGUCCCCCAAUGACUACUUUAACUACUUUGGGCUGCAAGCCCGAAGCCGGGCACAAUAUGACAACAGCCACUUCAAGUGCAGGGCGCGAAAUUCAAAAUAUAUUUUUUAGAAAUAUUUA
Messenger RNA from Salvelinus namaycush (lake trout), 2714 nucleotides. RefSeq names its product Golgi phosphoprotein 3. Gene Ontology annotation, biological process: Golgi organization; retrograde vesicle-mediated transport, Golgi to endoplasmic reticulum; Golgi to plasma membrane protein transport. Gene Ontology annotation, molecular function: phosphatidylinositol-4-phosphate binding. Bases 325 to 1209 code for a protein of 294 amino acids. Gene Ontology annotation, cellular component: Golgi cisterna; trans-Golgi network; cytosol. The record is from RefSeq and is a predicted model, not a curated record. The transcript has 4 exons. NCBI's taxonomy places the organism in Eukaryota, Metazoa, Chordata, Actinopteri, Salmoniformes, Salmonidae.